CAAAUAUAAUAGUGGACACUGAAAUAGAAACAAAAAAAUAUUUUAUCCGAAAAGGAUUGAACAACAAAUACUGCAAUUCCUUCAUCUGGGCAGAAAAUGGAACCGCCUUACAAUGGAAUUGACGAUAAAAAAGAAGUUAGGAACAACGUUGGUGAAAUUGUGACAGAAGCCAAUAUAGUAGAAAGAACAGCUGAAUGGGGUUUAAAAGUGAAAUCAAAUGUUGGAGAAGGUAGUAGUUUUCAUGUUAUAGGAGGAGGAAGUUCUUCUUCGGUUUUAGUCGACAACACGAUUAGUUCGUCGGGAAGAAUGUCUGAUGAUUCCGAUGUUGGGACCGGAUUAGGAGUUCCUCGAGCUUCGCAGGAACUGAAAGAUGCUUUGUCUACUCUUCAACAAACGUUUGUAGUUUCUGAUGCUACUAAACCUGAUUGUCCUAUUGUUUAUGCAAGUAGUGGCUUUUUUACUAUGACCGGUUAUUCUUCUAAGGAAAUUGUGGGUAAAAAUUGCCGAUUUCUGCAAGGGGCUGAGACGGAUCAGAAGGAGGUGGAGAAAAUUCGCGACGCCGUAAAGAACGGAAAAAGCUACUGUGGGAGAUUACUUAACUUCAAGAAGAAUGGAACUCCUUUUUGGAACCUUCUUACCGUUACUCCGAUCAAGGAUAACACUGGCAAGACCAUCAAAUUUAUCGGAAUGCAGGUUGAGGUCAGUAAAUAUACAGAAGGCGCAGUUGAUAAAGCAUUACGACCUAAUGGUCUUCCCAAAUCACUUAUUCGUUAUGAUGCUCGUCAGAAGGAGGAGGCUUUAGGAUCAAUUAUAGAAGUGGUUCAAACUGUAAAAGAUCCUAAAUCCUAUAUGCAGUCUCUAAAGAACAAGAAUGAGAAACCUGAAGAGCUGAAAGAGUUCACUAUUAAUGGUUCUCCUCCUCCUCAAGUAGCUGAAAAUUGGAUAAUCAAAACACCUUCUAGAGACAGUCCUCUUUGGGAUCCCAAAAACUCUUUAUCUCGUUCAAGUUUACAAGAAUUUGGUAAAAAAUCUAGAAAAUCAAAUCCAGCUUCCAUAAUGAGGUUAAAAGGAAAAUCUCUUAGCCAUUAUGGAGGAAAAAGUGAAAACAUACCAGUUGUUGAGUCGGAGAUUUUAAUGACAGAUGUUGUGGAACGAACCGAUAGCUUAGACCGUGCUCCAAGAGAAAGAGAUAUACGCCAAGGAAUUGAUUUGGCAACCACGUUGGAAAGGAUUGAGAAAAACUUUGUCAUAACUGAUCCUAGACUUCCUGAUAAUCCAAUUAUUUUUGCUUCUGAUAGCUUUCUUGAGUUAACAGAAUACACCCGCGAAGAGAUCUUAGGAAGAAACUGUCGAUUUCUUCAAGGACCUGAAACUGAUCAAGCGAUUGUUUCAAAGAUUAGAGAUGCUGUCAUACAACAAACGGAUAUUACAGUUCAAUUGAUCAACUACACUAAGAGUGGAAAGAAAUUCUGGAAUCUCUUUCACUUGCAGCCUAUGCGUGAUCAGAAGGGAGAACUUCAAUACUUCAUUGGUGUUCAGUUGGAUGGAAGUGAUCAUGUUGAGCCAUUGAGAAACCGUCUCUCAGAACAGACAGAGCUACAGAGCGCCAAGAUAGUCAAAGCUACUGCAGAAAAUGUCGACGAGGCUGUUAGAGAACUUCCCGAUGCCAACUUGAGACCUGAAGAUUUGUGGGCUAUUCAUUCUAAGCCUGUUUAUCCAAGACCUCACAAAAAGGACAAUGCUUGCUGGUCAGCUAUUCAAAAGGUUAAGGGUGAAAAAAUUGGAUUAAAUCAUUUCAAACCCAUCAAACCAUUGGGAUACGGAGAUACGGGCAGUGUUCAUUUGGUGGAACUAAGAGGUACUGGUGAACUUUUUGCUAUGAAGGCAAUGGAUAAAUCUAUGAUGUUGAAUCGAAAUAAGGUUCAUCGGGCAUGCAUUGAAAGGGAAAUAAUUUCGCUACUGGAUCAUCCUUUUCUCCCUACUCUAUAUACAUCUUUUCAGACAUCUACACAUGUGUGUUUGAUCACGGAUUUUUUUCCGGGUGGAGAGUUAUUUGCAUUGCUUGACAAACAACCUAUGAAAAUGCUAAAAGAAGAAUCUGCUAGGUUUUAUGCAGCAGAGGUUGUCAUUGGCUUAGAAUAUCUUCAUUGCUUGGGAAUUAUUUACCGGGAUUUGAAGCCUGAGAAUAUUCUACUUCAAAGGGAUGGCCAUAUCGUGUUAGCUGAUUUCGACUUAUCAUACAUGACAUUGUCUAAACCCCAAAUUAUAAGGACUUCUGGUACAUCAUCGGGUAGGAGAAAGUCGAGGAAUGAACCGCCACCAAUAUUUGUUGCAGAACCGGAUUCACAAUCGAAUUCAUUUGUGGGAACGGAAGAAUACAUUGCUCCGGAGACCAUUACUGGAAGUGGGCAUAGUAGUGCUGUUGAUUGGUGGGCACUUGGGAUAUUUCUAUAUGAGAUGCUUUAUGGAAGAACACCAUUCAGAGGGAAGAACAGGCAGAAGACAUUUGCUAACAUCUUGAAUAAAGAUCUCACCUUUCCAACUAGCAUUCCUGUAAGUCUUGGAGCCAGACACUUGAUAAAUUCAUUGUUGAAUAGAGAUCCAGCCAGUCGGUUAGGAUCUAGUACCGGUUCUAAUGAAAUCAAACAACACCCUUUCUUUCACGGAAUUAGUUGGCCGCUCAUUCGCUGCAUGGAGCCGCCACCGUUGGAUGUUCCACUUCAGUUAAUUGAUAAUGAUCCUAAUGCUAAAGAUAUACAAUGGGAAGAUGAUGGAGUUCUUAUUCAUCCUAUGGAGUUUUAAUUUCUAGAUAUCCUAAGAAGCAAUUAAUGAACUGUUUUGUUGUAUUCUUUCCUUUGCAGACAUGUUUUUCCUGAUCUACAUUACAAAAUGAAUAGGAAAAUGGAGGAAAGAAUGAAGAACCAAUUUUAUUUAUCAUAA
Impatiens glandulifera is the source of this 2940-nucleotide messenger RNA. Its product is annotated as phototropin-2-like. Gene Ontology annotation, molecular function: protein serine/threonine kinase activity; ATP binding. Gene Ontology annotation, cellular component: plasma membrane; cytoplasm; nucleus. Gene Ontology annotation, biological process: protein phosphorylation. Lineage: Eukaryota; Viridiplantae; Streptophyta; Magnoliopsida; Ericales; Balsaminaceae. The record is from RefSeq and is a predicted model, not a curated record. The transcript has 19 exons. Bases 97 to 2802 code for a protein of 901 amino acids.